CCACGGUCCAUUUUGCCGAUUUUCCCAGCCGUUUUUGAGAUAUUUCGAUGUGUAAAUAUUUAUUGGUUUUAAUUUACCACUUAAGAGCCUCCAUAAGAAGCAAUGUAUUGCUAUCGGAUUAUGCUGCUCGAUGCAAUGUGCUUUGUUUUAGUUUUCAUUGUAAUUUUCAGCUUCCUAUUAUUUGACACGGGUUCUUCUGGUAAUAAAGUGGGUUUAUAUGUUACACAGUCGACAUCUCUGAUGCAGUGGGGAAUCAGGCAUUCGUGCGAAGUUGCAAAUCAACUGAUAUCUGUCGACCGAAUUAUUGAAUAUACCGACUUAGAAUCCGAAAGACAGCUAAAAAAAACAAAAUCACAAAUGACCCAAUCUUGGCCUAGCGAUGGUCGUAUCGAAUUUCGCAAUGUCACAUACAAAUACGCAUAUGAAAUCGAACCGGUGUUGCAUCAGAUUUCCUUCAAAGUGUUGCCAAGAAAUAAAAUAUGUGUCGUGGGUCGCACCGGUGCAGGAAAGAGUUCAAUCAUUGGGGCUUUAUUCAGAAUGGCCCAUGUAAAAGUUUUAAUUGAAAUAGAUGGAGUAGACACAUCAACAAUCGAACUAAAUUUGCUUCGAUCGAAAAUUUCAAUUAUUCCACAACAGCCAUUCCUUUUCUCCGGCACAUUAAGACAAAAUCAGGAUCCAUUCAACCAAUACACCGAUGAUGAAAUCUAUAAUGCCUUGGAUGAUAUCAAAAUGCGGCACAUUGUCAGCGGUAACCAAGGUCCCGAUCUAACUGUUCUAGCAAACGGCGGAAAUUUUAGCAACGGUCAACGACAAAUAUUGUGCUUAGCCCGAGCCAUUUUAAAGAAAAAUACAAUUUUAGUUCUUGAUGAAGCUACAGCGAAUGUGAAUGCACAGACCGAUGAAAUAAUUCAACAGACAAUUCGAUCAAAAUUUGCUAAUUGUACGGUUUUCGCGAUAGCUCAUAGAUUGAAUACAAUAAUUGACUAUAAUCGAGGGCUUGUCAUAGAUGGCGGGAGAUCUGUUGAAUACGACACUCCAUACAAUUUACUCACUAAGCCCACAGGAUAUUUCAAUGAAAUGGUCCAAGCACUUGGACAUAAGGAGUUUGAUCGGUUUUUAGAAAUUGCCAAAUCGAGAAACGCCUUUGAAGUAAUCAACUCAUAGGAACCAA
Molecule: messenger RNA, 1171 nt
Organism: Sitodiplosis mosellana (orange wheat blossom midge)
Lineage: Eukaryota; Metazoa; Arthropoda; Insecta; Diptera; Cecidomyiidae
Product: ATP-binding cassette sub-family C member 4-like
Exons: 5
Coding region: 103-1164 (353 amino acids)
Biological process (GO): transmembrane transport
Cellular component (GO): membrane
Molecular function (GO): ATP hydrolysis activity; ATP binding; ATPase-coupled transmembrane transporter activity
Source: RefSeq, a predicted model, not a curated record